AUGAAUCAAAUACUAAAAAAGUUAAAAGAAAAGUUUCUUCCCGAAGCAGAAAUAGAAGAUGAAAUUUGCCAAGAAGCCUGUCAUCAUUGUCAAGAAGACUUAGGAUUUAAAAACAUUCAAAAUUUAGAAAAAAAACUAACUAAUUUAGAAAGAGAAUUAGAGUUAGUGGCAGAUGAAGCAAAACCGAAAACCCACGAAGAAAUCAAAAAAGUUCAAGAAAAAUUAGUCGAAGAGCAGAAAAAAAUCGCUCAUUCUCGACCUAAAGCAAUUACUAUUCGGUUAAGAAAAAAUCCGGAUAACAAAACCAUUGCCCACGAAUUUGCUCAUGCUUUUCUAUAUAUGACUGAACAAAAAGAAAAGGUGGCUAACAAAGAAGCCCUUAUUACAAGGAUAGCGAAUACUACUUCCCACGAGCCAAAAUUAGUGGAGAAAAUUCUGCGACAAAUAAAAAAUGCUCGAAAAAAACCCGGUCUUCGCCUCAACCUUAAUGAAAAGCAAUUAGAGGCUCAUUUAAAUGAAAAAGAAGAUAUUUUAUUCCAUGGUUAUUUUGCUUUAAAAGUUUGUCGUUCGGCGGCUCGUCAAGUUCGUAGCCCUCACAAUGGAGAACUAAUAACGGUGAAAGAAAAAAAUCGUCUCAGUUUUCGAGCCAGUUCUAAAUUAAAAAGAGAAAUAAAUAAUCAAGAAAAAAAAGAAUUAGAUUUAAGUGAUUUUGUUAACUUAGAAAAUUUAUUGGUAAGGGAUCAAAAAAUUACAGAGUUAAAGGUAUCUAAUUGUCCCAAAUUGACUUACCUCAGUUGUGCUAAUAAUGAGUUAGGGAGUUUAAAUUUAAAUAACUUAGUCAACUUAGGCAUUAUUAAUUGUUCGAAUAACCUUUUGACUGAACUCGACCUUUCUUCCCAAAAUCCAAAAAAAGUGACUUCCCUACGUCUUGAUAAUAAUAAUUUCUCGCAUAGUGAUUUAAGCAUUUUUUCUCGUUUUACAAGGGUUCGCGACUUGUAUUUAGGAACUAAUAAAAAAAAAAGAAUAGACAAAAACAUUUAUAACCGUUUUUUUGGUUCACUAGAAGAAUUGAAAAACUUCACUAAUUUAGUCGAAUUAGAUAUUAACGCUACUGAUAUUGAUAGUGGUUUGGACGACAAACUGGCCGGAGGAGAAAGCAACCGAGGACAGAGAGAGAAAAUUGCUCGCAUAAAAAGUUUUCAAGAUUAUUUUCGAGCUGCAAAAAAAUUUCACCAAAAGAUUACUGCUCUGGCGGGAAAGAGCAAUACCCCAAGAAUCUUUGGAACUGGGUUACGAAUAACCGAAGCAAUUAAUUUUAAUUUAGAACUAAAACAUCCUGAACCAGAAUAUAGUGAUUUGUAUCUACUACGGGGCAAAAGAAGAAAAGAACGUUAUAUUUAUGUUUCUCCUGAAAUAGCAGAGAUAUUGAAGACCCCCCAUACUUUAAGGCGUUGUUUUGCUACUUAUAACCUUUUGGCCGGAAUGCCCCUUAAUAUUUUACAAAAAGUUUUAGGUCAUAGUCGAGUUUCCACUACCGCUUUAUACAUUAAAGAUAUUAGUGGGAUUAUCGGAAUAUUCGGUUUGGGAAUAGUUGUUUUUUUCACAAAUACUUCCUCCUUGCCAGCAAAUAGUAAAGAUAAUAAACCGACUGAAACUCCCCCAGUCCUUCCCCCUUCUGAGGAGCAAGAUAAUUGCCCUUAUAAUGAAAAAAGUUUGGCCAGUUUUUCCAAGCAUGUUUAUGAGCAAGUUAGUGAAAAAGAUUUAGCCCAAUGGAAAAAAAUCCCCCAAGCGGAAAUUCCGAAUUUAACUACCCAGGAGAGAAUUGGAGUAUUAAACGGAUUAAUAAUUAUGCCUAAUCCUCGAUUAAAUGACCCUGAUACUACCGCUGAGGAAGGACUAAAAAUACAUGAAACUAACUUCUGA
Molecule: messenger RNA, 1923 nt
Organism: Funneliformis geosporum
Lineage: Eukaryota; Fungi; Glomeromycota; Glomeromycetes; Glomerales; Glomeraceae
Source: the annotation of a GenBank genome assembly